GAUUUCAAAGAGGAUCCACACCGAUGUGUCUCAAUCACUGACCCAUUAGAGCGGAGGAGUCGGUAAUUAGUAGUAGGCGAUGUCCUCAGUGACGUUUAACAACCGGAUGUGUGCGCGCGUGUGUGGCCGCGCGCCCCCGCUGUCCCCCGUGCGCUCCGUGAGAGACAGCUGGCGCACCGGAGGCUCCACGCCGUGAGGAGAAAAUGACCGUAGAGAGAAUAUUCGACCAACUCGGACAUUUCAAAAGAUUCCAGGCAUGUCUGUACUUUGCCGCGGUCUUCCAGGCCGUAGCCUGCGGGAUCCACUACCUGUCCUCCGUCUUCUUGGUGCAGACGCCCAACUUUGUGUGCAGCGCGCCGGGCAACGUCACCGGCGUCCUGUACGGUAACCUGACCGCAUCCAGCCUCGAAGACGUCCUGCCGGCCUUCAAGCUGGGGACCGGGCCCCUGGUGGCGAGGACGGCGGGAGGCGAACAGUGGGAGCUCAGCCGGUGCCGCCGCGCCCUGCGCCUCGACCCGACGCGCUUCGCGUACACCUUCCACGGCAACACGACGGCGAGAGCCUGCGAUGGGAACUUUGUGUACGACCGCACGGAAGUGGUCCAAAGUAUCGUGACGGAAUGGGACUUGGUGUGCGAGAAGGAGUGGCUGGCCAAGCUGUGCCAACCCACCUUCAUGCUCGGGGUGCUGAUCGGAGCGCUGGUGUUUGGGGAUGUCGCCGACAGAGUUGGUCGCGUGAGGAUCCUGAUGCUCACCAGCGUCUGUCAGUUUGGCUUCGGGGUGUCUGUGGCCUUCUCUGGGAACUACUAUUACUUUGUGGUGCUCCGCUUCCUCCUUGCCAUGGUGUCGAGCGGAUACCUCGUGGUGGUGUUCGUCUACGUCACCGAGUUCACCGGCAUCAAAGUGCGCACGUGGACCUCCAUGCACGUGCACGCGGCCUUUGCCGUGGGCGUCAUGGUGGUGGCACUGACCGGCUACCUGGUGCGGGUCUGGUGGAUCUACCAGCUCAUCCUCUCCACGUGCACGUCGCCCUUUCUACUCCUCUGCUGGAAGUUCCCAGAGACGCCUUUUUAUUUGAUGGCCAAGGGCCGCUACGAGGAGGCUCAGACCCUGCUGGACUCGAUGGCCCGCUUCAACGGCCUCGAACCCACGCUGAGGGUCCAGGAGCUCCUGGAGCCCGAGGAGAGGGAGAACGGCCGGGCUCUGCUGCACGAGGCCGAGGGGCGGCCGCCGCAGCCCGACCGGAAGCUCUCCAUUCUGGAUCUGUUCAGCACCUGGAGGAUGGCCGGCCGCACGUGCACGGUGUGGGCCAUCUGGUUCAUCGGCAGUCUAGGCUACUACGUCUUCUCCCUGGGCUCCGUCAACCUGGGAGGAAACCAGUACAUGAAUCUCUUCCUGGCCGGUGCAGUGGAGCUUCCCUCGUAUCUGGUUGGUUGUUAUGCAAUGGACCGGAUUGGCAGGAAGAAGACCUGUGCCCCGGCUCUGCUGCUGGCCGGGGUUGCUUGUAUGCUCAUUAUUGUGGUACCUGAUGACAUUGACGCGCUGGCCAUUGCUCUCGCUAUGACGGGGAAGUUUGCCAUCGCCAUUGCCUUUGGGCUCAUCUACCUGUACACCUGUGAGCUUUACCCAACCAUCAUCAGGUCUCUUGCGGUGGGCAGUGGGAGCAUGAUGUGCCGUGUUGGCAGUGUGGUGGCGCCCUUCUGCGUGUACCUGGCCGAUGUCUGGAUCUACCUACCACAGCUGAUUGUUGGAAUCCUGGCGUUCAUCGUGGGAGUGCUGAUGUUGUUGUUGCCCGAGACUCUGGGCAAACCUCUAACAACCACUCUGGAAGAGGCGGAAGCUCUGGCAAACCAGCCCAGCAAGAAGGACCCCGCCACGGGGCGUAAAAAUGUCGAGGACGGCUUGGAGAUGAACCACCGGAAAGCCAAGGCCUGAGUCCAUAGAGGCUGAACUUUCACUAUCGUCAUGUUUUUGUGGAUUGUUAAAAAAAAAAAAAAAAAAUUCAAACAUUUUUGUUUGUUUGUUUGUUUGUUGAGAUUUAUUUAUGCAGAGACCAACAUGAGUACUUUUAAGGUACAGUACAUUACACAAAAUCUUGACAAAGAAACUAUGACCUGUGACAAGAAACACUAGCAGUUGGGAAAUAACACAAGUUGUGAACCAAUUUUCUAAACUACCUUCUGUAGGUCAAAGUUGAACCAGAAAAUGUGAUGGAUUAUUAUGGUAGGCAUUAUUUUCCUAUUAAAAUGAGUGCAGCUGGCCUAUAACAAAGCUUGAAUGACCUCAGAUUUGGGCAAUAAACCUUCUAAAUGUGGCAUUUCAUGAAACAUGCAAAAAUGAGACCAAAACUGGAAUUAUUUCUUAGGAAGGAAGUGAGCAUGAGUUUAUGCUCUUUAACUUAAUAACCUCUCUGAAACAAUAAUCAGUCAUUUUACUAAUACUCUUAAAUGUUCUUUUUUAGAAUGAUUAGUGAGCUGUUUAAUGUUUAGUGAGCAAGACUUCUGGUUUUCGUAUUCUGUGUAUGCAAUCUAGGUGUUGAAAUGUAAUACUGCAUUAACAGACCAGGAGAUUACUCCUGAUAUUUGGACCAAAGACCGACAGAAACCACUCUUUUACAAUAUGGUAAUAUUUUACAAUAUAAAACCUGUAUGGUGCUUGCAUCCAAAGGGAAACAAUUCAGAUCAUUGGAUAUUCCGACAAAAUGAAAGCUUAUAUAUAGGAUUAUAUUAUUAUAGCCCUCGUGAUUUUUUUGUGUGUGAAUAUUUCCUUUGUUUUAUUACAUUAUGGAUAAAAUAACACACUUUUCUUCAUCACACUAUAACCUUCUAAAGUCUGUCUUGUGUUUAUGCAUCUGUUGUAACAACUGCGGUUCUACAGUGAUACUGAGGAUGCAGUGUGCAGUAUGCAACGCAUUCCAAAUGCUUUUACAUUUUAAAAGCUCAUCUUGUUCUUUUUCUUCUUGUCUCUCUGUCUCUCAGGGGUUUGUUCAACCUGAUGCUGGAGAACUGGGAUAUCUAUUUUAGUCUUUACUGGGAACACAGAGCGGGCCGGUUUACAGCCCAGCGACACUAACAUCUCCCUGUUUGAGGAGGAGGUCCACACUGCCCCCACCUCUGCUCCACCCAGCACAUGAACAAGCUCCCCGUGUUCAACUUUUGAGUAGAACCUCUGCGGCUGCACAACCAGCAAACAGUGUGUGUGUGUGUGAAAAGAAAAACGUAAGUUAUGCACUUCACUUGAACCUUAACUGCCAGGCUGUUUUUUUUGUGAGUUCCAAAAAGAAGCUUUAGACCCAACCAAGUGGAAUUUAAGUAGGACGUAAACCGCAACAGUGCUUCUACUGGAAUGCAAACCCACGGGAGAGGAGAGGUUGGCACAGGCGCCGUAAACCAAAACACGGUUAAUUAUGGACUGUAACGGAGUACAGGGUGGAUGCUGGAAUCCUGAGGUUAAAGGGAAGUUCAGGUCCAAGUGGGGUUGUUAAAAAAAUUAUAGAACAGUACAACAUAACGAGGUUACUAUAAGUAUAAGUAAGUCAUAGUAUAGGAUGGCGAAAAAGUCGGAGAAGGUAAUAGUAUAUCAGGUGAAAUCAUAUAGCAAGUAGUAAAGCAUGUCUGGAAACAUCCAAAAAGUCUUAGUUUGAGUGACAUGAAAGUCAUAGUAAAAGUUAAAAAUGUCAUGGAAUAGUCUGAUAUAUGAGGUCAAAAAGGGUCAUAGUAUAGCGUGUCAAAAACAGUGAUAGAAACAAAAAGUCAAGUGGUAAAAAUGUAAUUGGAUAGCAUGCUGGAAAAAAAGUCAUAGAAAAGAUAUAGUAAAGCAGGUAGUAAAUAGUCAGUAAAGUCAGCAAAAAAUAAAGUGAAGCAUGUAUAAAAAGUCGUACUAUAAAGUAUCAUGAAGUUAUAGUUUAAUAUAUUAAAAAGUCUCAGUAUCGCAGGUCUAAUGAAGUGAUGAUACUGCUUGAGUUAAAAAAAUUAUGAAAAAGGUCAUAGUGUUGCAAGUUGAAAAUUGUCAUUAUCAAGACAUCGAAGUAUAGCGUUCAGAAUACUUUAGUAUAUAGUAUUAAAUAAAACCAUAUUCAUAAAAGAAAACAAGUAAAUCGGAGACAACAGCUGCAAUGGUUAGAGGACAUUUAUUCUGA
This is a messenger RNA of Pungitius pungitius (ninespine stickleback), 4137 nucleotides long. It is a transcript of the gene slc22a16, whose product is annotated as solute carrier family 22 member 16. NCBI's taxonomy places the organism in Eukaryota, Metazoa, Chordata, Actinopteri, Perciformes, Gasterosteidae. The transcript has 8 exons. Gene Ontology annotation, cellular component: membrane. Bases 204 to 1934 code for a protein of 576 amino acids. The record is from RefSeq and is a predicted model, not a curated record. Gene Ontology annotation, biological process: transmembrane transport.